Molecule: messenger RNA, 3961 nt
Organism: Paramormyrops kingsleyae
Lineage: Eukaryota; Metazoa; Chordata; Actinopteri; Osteoglossiformes; Mormyridae
Gene: arhgef25b
Product: Rho guanine nucleotide exchange factor (GEF) 25b
Biological process (GO): axon guidance
Cellular component (GO): extrinsic component of membrane; cytoplasm
Molecular function (GO): thiol oxidase activity; guanyl-nucleotide exchange factor activity
Source: RefSeq, a predicted model, not a curated record
GCUCGCUCAUUCUCCCCGCCGCUCUCCUAGCCGUUAUUUGACCAGAGGGAAGCACAGCGAACGGGAGCAGAGCUCAGUCUCCCCAACUGCCCCUCGUCUGGCCCGCCGCUCUCCUGGCGUUUCCGCAUCACGCCCGCCUCCUCCUCUCCCCCCCCCCCCCCCCCGGAGGAGCACGCUCCUCGACCCCGCUAUCGCCUGACUUUGUCCGGUCUUCGUCUCUUCCACCCGCCUCUCUGGGAUAUAUAUCGCCGGGACGUGGGACGGCGAGCGCCCGCGUGAGCGUGAGAGUGAGCGUGAGAGUGAGAGUGCACGCUCGCCCAGUGCCAUGCGCCCCGCUGGCCACCUUGUGACUCACGCCAGGGAUACAGCAUGAGGGGAGGCCAUCACCCGCGGGGCUGCGCCUGCCACCAUCUCUUCCGGAAAGUGCUGCUGAAGUGUGGCUGCUGCUACGCCAGGGUCAGAGAGUCAUACUCUGUGGCGGGUAGCGAGGGCAGCAUCUCCACCUCUGUGGCCUCUCUGCCCCCCCAGGCCUCGGGGGGGUCCGCCCCCAGCUCUCCCGGAUCUCGACGUUCCGUCAGCACCCUCAAGAAAUGGCUGACCAACCCAGUGCGUAAGCUGAGUUCCAGCUCCGCCGGGGGGGGCAAGGGUGAGCGACAGGUCCGCCGAGUGGAGGGCAAGGCCCCGGCCCCCCCCUGUAAGGACUGUGGGGAGCGCUGUGCCGCUCCUCCCGUGACAGACCAAGAGCUGGAAUGGAAGAGCGGUCCGCUGCAUCCCGAAAGCUGCCCACAGGAGAUCCGUCUCUGUGAUGGUUACCUGUCCCAGCUAGUGCCAGUGGGAAGCUCCACAUCAUCAGUGCAGGACCACCUGCCCUCUAAUCGGUUAAGAGAAGAGGACAGCUUCGCCAUGAUGGAUGAUGCGUCCAGCCAAUCGUCAACCACUACAGACAGUGAGGAAGAGAGGAGGAGUGCUUUAGAGAAGAGCACCUAUGUACUGAAAGAGCUUGUUGAGACGGAGAAGCUCUAUGUGACUGAUCUGGGAUUCAUUGUGGAGGGCUACAGGGCCACCAUGAAUGACAAGGGAGUGCCAGAAGAUAUGAAGGGAAGGGACAAGAUCGUGUUUGGGAACAUCCACCAGAUAUUCGAUUGGCAUAAGGACUACUUCCUGGGGGAGCUGGGGAAGUGUGUAGAGGAACCUGAGAGGUUGGCGCAGCUCUUCAUCAAGCAUGAACGCCGGUUACACAUGUACGUGGUGUACUGUCAGAACAAGCCCAAAUCGGAGCACAUCGUCUCUGAAUACAUCGAUACCUACUUUGAAGAACUCAGACAGCAGCUGGGUCACCGGCUCCAGCUCAAUGACCUGCUCAUCAAGCCAGUGCAGAGGAUCAUGAAGUAUCAGCUUCUGCUCAAGGACUUCUUGAAGUACUACACCAAGGCUGGAAUGGACACUGCUGAGUUGGAGAAGGCAGUGGAGGUCAUGUGUUUCGUCCCCAAACGUUGCAACGAUAUGAUGAAUGUGGGAAGGCUCCAGGGGUUUGAGGGAAAGAUCACGGCACAAGGGAAGUUGCUCCAGCAGGACACAUUUAUGGUGACCGAGCAGGACAACAGCAUCCUGUCUCGGGCCAGGGAGAGGCGGGUUUUCCUGUUCGAGCAGCUUGUCAUCUUCAGUGAGCCCAUUGACAGAAAGAAGGGCUUCUCAUUGCCAGGAUAUAUCUUCAAAUACAGCAUCAAGGUCAGCUGCCUUGGCCUGGAGGCGUGUGAUGAGGCCGACACGUGCCGCUUCGUGCUGACAUCCCGCGGGACCAACGGCAGCGGCGUCCGCUUCACACUGCAGGCACCGACGCCCGAUAUCUGCAGAGCCUGGGUGCUCGAUGUCGGCCAGAUCCUUGAGACGCAGCGCAACUUCUUAAAUGCUCUGCAGUCACCCAUCGAGUACCAGCGGCGCGAGGGAAAGUCCAGCAGCCUGGGACGGGCCAUGCAGGCUCCAAUGGUGGCCGACCUUGCGCUGCGCCCCCACUCCUCUGCCUCCUUUGACCGCCAGCAGCUGCCCUACCUGCACGCCUACAACAGCUCACUGCCCUCCCUCCACAUGCCCAGCCAGGGGCCCCUAGAUGCAGUCGCACGGCAGCAGCCCACGCAUGACCAGCACCUCCCCUUGGCGUCUGGCACAUACAGCCAGAGCAUGGCUCCCAUCCAUAUCCACACACAACACUGUGGUCACUGCAACACACCCCAGGGCCACCCAGCUGUGUCCAAAGGGCUGUGCCAUCCUAAGGGACAUACUACACAGAGGGCCAGUGAGGACCAUGUGAAAGCCAUAGCGAGUGAGGCAGGGUGCUUCUCGCCCGGCCCGCUGGGGGUCCAGAGGCUCGGCAGCCUGGCAAAGCUGGACGAAGAUGAACUGUGAGCACAGAGACUCUGCACCUCCUCCUGCCCCCCCCCCAGCACCAAACUCCAUAGAGCGCGACGGUGCUGCGUCGUCUUAAUCUGCACGCCAUAGCUGAUGCGGUCGUUAGGCUGCAUCACUUUUUGCUGUUGCUCUUUUUGUCUUAUCUCUUCUUUCCUACCGGUUUUUACUCGUCAUCCUUCUGUUACAAACGACCCAGAAUGUUUAAGACUUUUUCCUUGUGUUUGUUUUUUCUCCCUUUUUAAUAAUGUUCCAGACCAAGGAAGGGAGGGGUGUCAAAUGUCCAUCAAGAAUGAGCAUUUCUCUCCCACAGUGAGAAUGGGCACCGUGUCGUGUCGACAAUUAAGGAUUUAGAUUAAGAUCGGUAUAUGCUGAAAACUGGGACGUUCCCGGAGACAGAUUUUAAAUUUUUUGUAUGCAUGUGUAACAGGCAGGAGAUCCUUAGCAUUUGCUGACCUCACUCUUCAAUGCCCUGCCAAGGAGGAACCUUCUUCCGUCAUGCAGCAGAUGUACUUCAUUCAGGAGAAGGUGCCACUGGAUUAGCUCCUUCAAGCAAACUCACAGUCAGUCAGAGAGGCAAGGAGAAGCCAGACUUUAAACAGGUCAAAUCCGGACAUCUUUAGCAGAUGGGAGCUUCUCGUACUUUUAAAGGACAUGGGCGAAGGCAAUGUUAUUGCCGAUUUAUUUUUACUUCUUGAUUUUUCCAAAACAAAGGUAUUCAUAGGUUGUGGAAAUGUCACGGGAUGUGAACGGUCCUUAUAAGGCCACCUAUGGAUGGUUUUUACAGAGACACUCCGCUUUGGGUCAGCUGAAGCCUGAUGCCCCCACCACCUCUCACAUGGAUACCAAAUCAGUGCCUGUGGUCCAAUUGGGUUUAGCUCACGGGGAAAAAAAAAUCACUCUUAACCUCUGUCUAUGUUUGCCUUGCAGUAUUGGUUUCUGUGAUCCCACCACUAGGUAGGAAUCGACUGAUCUGAUCAGUCAUUUUAAAACAUGACAAUCACCAUAACGACGGGGAAUUGCAGGUUUAAAUACCCAAAGGGAUCUGCAGCCUUGGCAGCUCAGGUGACACUGCUCAAAAUGCCACACAUUGGCAUAUAAAGGGUUUUUGCACAGGGUAUAAUCAGUUGAAUGUUUUACUGUAUCUUCAGCGAGGGAACCAAAGAACAUCUUGAAAUUCUGGCCAUGGUAACUCCUGCCCUUCUUGUGUAAUUCACUCCUCUGGAGUCGUCACUGCAGGCAAAGCUGCUCACCCUGCAAUGUGUCUGGUGUGAUUCUUCGGUACUGGUUUCAUACCUGGCCUCUUGGGGAGGCUUGAGUGCCCUAAGCUAUCUCGCUAAGCGGCCUGGACUCUCCAUACCGAUCCAGACCCUGAGGUCUUCUCCGCCCCCACUGAGGUUAUUUCACCCUUCUUAAUUUGCAUGCUUAUCAAAGACAAAAUACCAUACCAGGAAGUGAACAUACAGAAGGAGAGGAUGGGAGAUAGAUGAAACUGCCUGACCUAUGAGCAUUUGCCGUUGUAUCAUGUUUAAAUAAAACUUACCUUUUUGAAAACUCA